CGCUCGAGCGAAUGAAAAAUCCGAUAAAGGCGGAUCGUUUUCCAUUCGGCAGGGAGGAGGAGGAGGAGAAAGACGGAGACGCGAGAGUGGCCCACUUGACCCCGCGAGAUCGAGCGCGGCGCGUUCUCUUUCAAAAGACGCUCGUGCGAAUCCGUGAUCCGCGCGCCGACGAUCACCGGCCGAUCAAAUGUACACCGACUGACGUUCAAAGGAAAUAUAUAGGGCGGAGUUGGAUGCUCCAGCCGACGGCGCCGGGACGCCCGUGAUUCGCGCGCGUACGGAUGUCCUCUCGCGCGCUCACGAGGAGGAGGAUCCUUUUCAGCGGAUGGAGAAGUAGAUCGUCUUCGACGUAAUCUGGCGUUGACGUGACCUAGCCUAACUUAUCCUCCAACUCCACCUGGUCUUCGUCACCCCUCGCCGCCCCAGGCUUAUCGCGUGUGUGAGUGUGCGCGCGCGCCCGCCCGGCCGUGGGCCUCCAAACUGUGUCCCGUCGGAUGGGGUGUAACUUGGCGCAUUAGCUGGGGGACAUCGACACGAGCCUGUAACCACCUUGCGACCAUCAACGAUGCCAGGAACGUGCUUGAUGACCGAUGCGGUCAGGACAGCGGAUAGUUAGUGAUGAGGAGGAGCAAGUUAUCGGCGUGCCGACGGCCCAGGUCACCAGUAACAUGCCAGUCCUUGGUCCCAGCGCCGAUCCAACUCCACUUCGAGGACUUCUGAUCGCCAUCUUCGUCCUAUUGUCCCUGCCGCGUUGUCGCUGCACGGAUCUAGGACAAUGCACUACAGCGUUGGGCAUGGAGAGCGGAGAAAUCCCCGAUGAAGACAUCUCGGCGAGUUCUAUGUACGAUCCCAGUCUCGGACCGAAACAUGCCAGGCUACGACAAGACAAAGGUGGCGGCGCUUGGUGCCCGAGAAAUAUGGUAACCAAGGAAGGCAAGGAAUACCUAGAGGUGAAUCUGCACACCCCGCGUUUGCUGACGUCCACCAAGACUCAGGGCAGAUUCGGCAACGGCAACGGCGUCGAGUACACCGAGGACUACUUUGUCGAGUAUUGGCGGCCAGGGUUCAACAAGUGGGUGCGAUGGAGGAAUCGACGUGGCAUAGAGCUUUUGGCGGGCAAUAACAAUCCAUAUUCGGAACAAGCGCAGAUCUUCGAUCCGCCUAUAGUCGCAACAAAAAUCCGCUUUAUCCCUUACACCUCUCAUAUGCGCACAGUAUGUAUGCGCAUAGAGCUUUACGGCUGUUCGUGGACGGAGGGUCUCGUCUCGUAUUCCAUGCCCCAAGGAAUCAAGAGGGGCUCCGAGGUUGACCUUUCCGACAGGACGUACGACGGCCGCGAGGAAGCGGGUUACCUCUCCGGGGGACUUGGUCAACUUGUCGACGGGCAAAAGGGUCCCGACAACUUCAGGGAGGACAACGGCUACGGAAAGGGGUACGAAUGGGUCGGCUGGCGAAACGACACACCCAACAUGCUCGGACGCCCCGUGGAAAUAACUUUCGAGUUCGACUACUCGAGGAACUUCACUGCCAUACACCUACACAUGAACAAUGUCUUCUCGAAGGACGUGCAGGUCUUCUCCUACGCGAAGGUCUACCUCGGCACAGGUGGCAACCAGUUUACCGGCGAGCCUGUCCAUUUCUCUUACAUACCCGAUCUGGUGCUCGAGCAGGCGCGCGAGGUCACCAUAAAGCUGCAUUCGCGCGCCGGCCGUUUCCUCAAGUUGCAGCUCUACUUCGCCGCGCGGUGGAUCAUGCUCAGCGAAGUAAUCUUCGAAUCAGUUAUCUCCGAAUGGAACAAUACCGAGGACGAGGAGGCGAAGAACAAGAGCGCCAUUGUACUGGCGACCGGCAGCCCCUAUCAAAAUAACGAGGGUCCACUGCAGAGAGACGAAGUGAAGGCUACUUUUAAUAAGGAGGAGAGCAAAGAUAACACCUUUCCAGAUAAGAGCAAGGAGCCGGAAUCGAAGCAGUUCGUCGGUUUAGUUAUCGGCAUCCUGACGACCGUAAUUGUGAUGCUGCUCGCGGCGAUCAUGUUCAUCUUUUAUAGGAACCGUAGGCUCAAAGCUGCUCUCGCGCCGUCAAACUUCUACGAUCACCAGGGCGAGCUCAAGGUCUCCGUGGCGGAGGAGGGCGAGGACAAGGGACCAAUUUGCCCCCCGCUCCCGACGCAGUAUCACCCGGCCACCUACAGCACGACGACGCCGCAAUUACACAAAACCGUCACGGAUUACACCGGGAUCAACGAGGUGCAGCCGGUUAUUCCGCUCCUGCUUAACUCGACGAUCAAUCUUGCCAGGCCAAUUCCGGCGGUCCAAGAAUAUCCGUCUAACCCGCCGCCCAUACCGCCCCCGCCGGAAAAGUAUUACGCCAGUACGGAGAUCUGCAAGAGCCCCCUUCCGCCGCUGCCACCCUCGCCGACACCGAGUACACCGCCGCCGACGAGCGCGAAAGCCUCCAGCAGCAUAACUAGCUACAGUCCGGAGGAUAUGCUCACGGAGGAGGAGGAGGAAAUACCCGAGUGUGUCCUUGAUUUUCCACGGGAAAAGCUCAACAUCGUUGAAAAUCUUGGCUGCGGAUACUUCGGCGACGUUCACCUCUGCGAGGUUGACAGGUUUCCCGGUUACGACGAGGUCUUCAGGAAUACCUCCAGCGAUCUGGUCAUUGUUAAAUCCCUUAAACCAGGAUCGUCGGACGCUCUUAGGAUAGAAUUUCAACAGGAGGCAAAGAGACUGGUACGACUCGCCGAUCGAAAUGUCGCGCGGCUACUCGGUGCCAGCCUCGAGGACGAUCCCAUGUGCAUCGUAUUGGAAAACGGCGAGUACGGGGAUUUGAAUCAAUACCUGCAGAGUCACAUCGCCGAAACUUCCAACUUGCACACGGCCAAGACGCUUAGUUUCGGCACAUUGGUUUACAUGGCCGCGCAAAUAGCAUCCGGUAUGAAGUAUCUCGAGGAAAUGGACUUCGUGCAUCGGGAUCUCGCCACAAGGAAUUGUAUCGUGUGUCGCGGAUGCACGAUUAAAGUAUCUGAUUUGGGCAGCGGACGGAGCGCGUAUGCGGCGGAUUACUUCCGUGUCGAAGGACGUCCUCCAUUACCAAUUCGAUGGAUGCCAUGGGAAUCGAUGCUAAUGGGAAGGUAUACGUGCAAGGGCGACGUCUGGGCGUUUGCCGUUACGAUGUGGGAAAUUCUGACGUUCGCGCGGGAGCAGCCCUUCGAGGAGUUUCCGGAUCAUCGAAUAGUGGAGAACGCGACUUACUUUUAUCAAGAGGAUGAGCGAAGGAUGAUACUACCGCUGCCAAAGAACUGUCCUAAAGAGAUCUACGAUCUGAUGCGCGAGUGUUGGCAGAGAAACGACGUCGACCGGCCAAACUUUCGCGAGAUCCACCUGUUCCUGCAACGAAAGAAUCUCGGUUACAAGCCCGGUGAGUCCAACGAUACUUGAUAUAGAGAAUUGGAAGGCUGGAACCUCAUCCGGCUUUCUAUGAUCGGCGAGUUAAACGGCAAUUGGUGGAACUGCCCCUCAUCGACCAAGCUAGACCAAGUCAGACCAAGUUAGUACCUAGGGUGAAGGUCCAUAAAUCGGCUGUAACAAACGUAAAUUGUUUGCGACGGGCAUGGUCGGAUGCGUUCGCCGCGUCGAUGAUACCGCACGAUGACACGUGCGAAAGGAGGAUGUAAGAAUCUACGAGCCGAUCGCGCCAACAACUUUUCACGGUUCAUGACGUUAAUAUGUCACCUUUUUUGCUGUCGCCAUACAUCGUUGUGAAUAGUGCCGUGAAUUUUAUCGAUAACCGGUACGAACCGCUCGAAUCACCGUCGCCGUGGCGUCUGUGUGCAAACUACACAGACAUUACAACUCACAAAAUUCACGUUUUUUUUCUUUUAAUCAUUUCUUUGCGUGAGUCAAGACUGCAAGACCGCUAUCGCUGCAAACGGUUCGACGUUCGUCUCGGGAUAUACGUAAUCUGACGAAUGCUUGGCAAUAGCCAUACAAUUUUUAUUUUAUAAACGCGCUAUUUUUUAAUCUGCAAUAUUAAAGUUUUGCACACAUCGUUUCAUACUCUGGGAAAAGCAAGACAGUUAGCAACCCGUUUUGGGGCCCACAAUUAGUAAUCGAAUUAUUUGAAUUGAA
Molecule: messenger RNA, 4130 nt
Organism: Vollenhovia emeryi
Lineage: Eukaryota; Metazoa; Arthropoda; Insecta; Hymenoptera; Formicidae
Gene: Ddr
Product: discoidin domain-containing receptor 2
Exons: 18
Coding region: 591-3440 (949 amino acids)
Biological process (GO): protein phosphorylation; cell surface receptor protein tyrosine kinase signaling pathway; multicellular organism development
Cellular component (GO): signaling receptor complex
Molecular function (GO): protein tyrosine kinase collagen receptor activity; ATP binding; collagen binding
Source: RefSeq, a predicted model, not a curated record